Messenger RNA from Chironomus riparius, 570 nucleotides. NCBI's taxonomy places the organism in Eukaryota, Metazoa, Arthropoda, Insecta, Diptera, Chironomidae. The record is from the annotation of a GenBank genome assembly.
GUUUGACAAGUUUUUAUUUACAACUUUUUUGCCGAUCAAUAAAAUCUUAAAUUUAAUAAUAUCUCCUUAAAUAUGUCAAUGUUCUCCAAUAGAUUCUUAUGGAAGGCAAGCGUUUAUAUAGCAGUUGGUGGAAUGACAUCCGUUAUGCUUAUGAGAAGCUUGCUUAAAGAAAGAGUGAGACAGACUGAGUAUUUCAGAGAUUCCAUGAAGGUAUUAAGGACACACGAAGGCUGCAAAUACCUCCUUGGAGAACCAAUAAAAGAAGUAGGACUAGAUGUAGGUGAUCCGAAUUACGCAAACAACACAGAAGCCCAUUUUGAAGUUAAAGUGAAAGGACCACAAAAUAAGGGAACUAUGUACUUCUGGGCUGACAGACCAUCUGACAAAGAUAAAUGGCAAAUCCGUCGUUUAGAAUUAGAACUCCAAAAUGACGAUAAAAGAUUAGUUGUAAUUAAGCCUGAAGAUAGUCAAACUGUAGUAUUCGAGUAAGCUUGAUUUAUUGAGUUAUAAGAAAAAUUAUUAAAAUUGGUGCUUAGCUUUUAAAGCUUAAUAAAAGUUUUGGCAGGGGGU